UACGUAGGCCUAGGUGGGAGUCGACCAAAUGAGUCACAUAUAUUAUAUAGCUACUCUAAGGUCACACUGGACUGUUCAAAAUGCUGAGGACGUAUAGCUGAUUGAAAGGUUACUUCUGUUUCGAAGGCAACGAAAACGCUGGAAAACGCUUUGAUUUACAAGAUGCAAUUAAUCGCAAUCAUUGCCAUGUCCCUCACACCGGCCCUGGUGAGCAGCAAGUGUUCUUCAAGUGAAUUUCUCACCGAGGAAGGCUUCUGUUGCAGAAACCCUCAGCCAAGUUUCUACGUUACCAAGAACUGCACCCUUCAGAGUAGCAUUUCAGCAAGGCCAUGCAGCACAUGCACAGGGAUGGGCAUGAGGAUCCUGGCCAACUGCACCCGUUUCUCAGACACCAAGUGCGGUUGUGCGGACGGUUGCAGAAACGAGACUGUGACAGACCCAACGUUGUGUCCAGAGUGUACAGCACAAGAUCCUCCAGUCAAUAUCCUUGUCCCCGUUACUGCUGUUCUGCUGAUCACCAUGCUGAUUGCUCUGCUUGUGGUGUUUUGUCACUGUCACCAUAAAAGUAGACAAACAGGGAAGUUUCUGAAGAGUCCGUACCCAGUGUGAAACCUGGGGCUUUGAGAGAAGAGGUGAGAGGGUCAGUGACGAGGCUCCGACCCAUUCUGUGGAGGCUAUGGUGGGACUACAACGGCGGUGUCUUGUCAAUGUACCGUCGACCGAGCAGGUGUAGAAAAUUUUGAAAUUUGAAAUUGAAAUUUCGAUGGUCAACCCCUGCUACAAUGGCUGAGGCAGUCAUUGCUUGUGAUUAGGUUAACCCCUUUUUGCUUUUCUUUUUUUGUGAAUAAAAGAAAUUGUUUCAAGAAUGUAUGGGUUAAAGUAGCUUACAAAAUGUAUACAGCCGUAUAGUAAUCUUUUAUAAAGGUUUAGUAAUGGUGGUGUAUUGUCAUCAUGCUUACAAUAGUAUUACAUAUCAUAAUUUGGCACUACAUUUUGAAUUCUUAAAAUCUCAUCAGUUUGUAUAGAUUUACUCAAUUUAUGUUUGAUGUGGAGUCAUGUCUCUCACAAAUUGACAUACCAAAAAAAGGAAUUUAGAGACUAUGUUAAUUUAAUCAACUUUAAUAUAGCCCCACCUACUGGCUUUUGAGGGAUUUUAAAAUCUUCAGCUUUGUCAAUCCGGUUUAUGUCAUUUGAAUUGCAUUACUUGAAUUUUUAUUGAACUAAUCUGAAUUUGUAACGAUUAUACUGAAUUGUAUGUGAAUUAUUAGUGUCAGCAGGUACUGAAUUUGAAUUUCAAACUUGAAUUUGUUUUACAGUAAUCUGAAUUUAAUUUUUAAAUUGAAUUCUACUUUAAAAUUGAAUUUGAAUUGCAUAACUUGAAUUUUUGUUUCACUAUUUGACUACAGUGGUUUGAAAUUCCAUUAAAUAUUCACUUUUAAUUUCAAGUUAAAACUUCUAAUUCAAUAUUCUUUACAAUUCAGUUCUCAUUCAAUUCAAUUUCAGUUUUCUGAACACACAUCUGGGCACUUGUUCUCAAAAACAACAGAAUGUAGGUCUGAACAAAGGUUCUUACCUUUGAUCUCAGCUGUUUUUGUUGGAUUAUUUCUGAGUGUUGCACAAAACCUUUCGUAUGGAGGAUUUCUGCAAAGGAUCCUUAAGACUCAUACAUUGUAAACCGCCUGCACAUCAGAGAAUGCUUCAUAGGGCAAUUCAUGUUGACAACUGAGUUUAACUGCUUAGUCUGUUACAUUUUUUUAAACCUAUAUUUUAUCAGGCAAGUCAAUUAAGAUCGGAGAUCUUAUUUAUAAUGACCGCCUGGCAAAGAAGUUACAAAUUGGUUUAACCUAAUCAAAAAGUGAAAAUUUGUCGCUAAGAAUUUUGGUCCAGGAAAAUUUCCCUGACAAUACAUUUUGAACCUUGCUGAACUUCAGCAUAAAACUAACAAGAACUGACUUGUUUUGUCAUUUUUGUUUGUUUUUUAUAUUUAGUUAUAUUUGCUAACUACUUAUAUAUUUAAAUUCAUAAAUCAAAUAUUUAAUAAAUAUAUUUAAUAAAUAAAUAAAUAGGGCGACAACUGGAAUUACUUAGAGCUGUUCAUGAUAUUAAUGCUAUGCCUUGCCUUGAUUGAGUGGAUAGUGUCUGUAUGGAUGUAUUUGCAUCUGUUUAUCUGUUUUUUCUUCUUUCAUUAUUAUAUAAUUAUUACACUUGUUAUAGCAUUAACCUCAGGGUUUUGGUUUUGUUUAAAGAUCCAUAAUAGAUCUUGCUUGGAACUGGGGUGUUCAGUCCUACCCGAGGGAGGCUGGUGCAGACAUCAGCUUUCUUCUUUUUUUUACAUCCCAUUGAUAUGAAACCCUGUGCAAUCAAAAUCACUAAUAGCUACACGUAACGAACUGAAGAAAGCAAAUGCCGUGAUAUUUUAUCCCAUUUGCGAUGUUAAACGAGGCUUUUCUUUGUAUGAAAGCUGUUCUAAUACUGCCCCCUAUGGGAGUAUUUGGUGCUUAUCUUUUUGAAACCAUGUUUCUUGUAUAAUGUCAAUGUCAUAAAUUAUUUUGACAAUUUAUUACUCAGGGGUGAACUUGUUCUGAAUUUACAUUGAGUUCACACGUUUAGAUACAACAUUAAAAGGGAAAUUUUGUAAUUUCCUUUUUUCUGUUACUGUUUCUUGUGUUUUUAUACAUUUGGAAAAAGCAAAUGCACAUCUUAACCUAGGAGCUUAAUGAACACUUUAAAUUAAAGAAAUUGAUUGUACGGGGUUUGCAGGGAACUAACUGGCAUUCAUGUUUCUGUCUCUGGAUGAAUUCAUACAGAGUUCCUGAUUUUAACAUUGAAUACUGGCAGAAACCAUGCUGAAACUUAAGUGAUCAUUUGAGACCAUUUUUGUGUCACAUACAUUUGCCUAUUAUAUAUCUUCAUUCUGAGCAUACUUAAUGUUUGUGACUAUCUCCGGUUUUUUAAAAAUGUACUUAUAACAAUGCUUGUCUAUUGUCACUGCAUUGUUGCUGUUUUCUUUCUUUUUGUCUGAAAGUUGAGUUGGCUGUUAUUCAGUUGAAUGUACUGUGAAGUGAAAUAUAAUGCUGUCUUUUUUGUUAGGAGACCUCUCAAAGGUACUGCUAUACUUGGUUUACAAUAUCCCAUAGUGUGAGAGAUGCUUUUUGCUCAUUUAAAUUUAAAUGACUGAUUUAUGAUACCAUUCUAUGCUCAUGAUGCUACUGUAUCAGCUCUAAUGGGUUCUCCGCAAACCAGAUAUGACAAUAAAUUAUAUUGUGAAA
Molecule: messenger RNA, 3269 nt
Organism: Anguilla rostrata (American eel)
Lineage: Eukaryota; Metazoa; Chordata; Actinopteri; Anguilliformes; Anguillidae
Product: tumor necrosis factor receptor superfamily member 6-like
Exons: 7
Coding region: 163-609 (148 amino acids)
Source: RefSeq, a predicted model, not a curated record